Pteronotus mesoamericanus is the source of this 2385-nucleotide messenger RNA. It is a transcript of the gene RGS5, whose product is annotated as regulator of G protein signaling 5. The coding region runs from base 84 to 629 and encodes 181 amino acids. The transcript is spliced from 5 exons. Lineage: Eukaryota; Metazoa; Chordata; Mammalia; Chiroptera; Mormoopidae. The record is from RefSeq and is a predicted model, not a curated record.
CGACCCAGUGCCCAAGUUCAGUCCGCAAAGACUCACUCUGCUCAUAAGACUUUGUGCUCCCAGCUGAAGACUCAGUUGCCAACAUGUGCAAGGGACUUGCCGCCUUGCCCCACUCCUGCCUGGAAAGGGCCAAGGAGAUCAAGACCAAGUUGGGGGCGCUGCUGCAGAAGCCAGAUGCAGCUGUCGACCUCAUCGUUCCAGACAACGAGAAGCCGGAGAAGCCAGCCAAGGCCCGGAAGCCCUCACCGGAGGAGGCCCUCCAGUGGCGUGACUCCCUGGACAAGCUGCUGCAGAACAACUAUGGACUCGCCAGCUUCAAAAGCUUCCUGAAGUCGGAGUUCAGCGAGGAGAACCUGGAGUUCUGGAUGGCCUGCGAGGACUUCAAGAAGGCCAGGUCCCCGGACGAGGUAGCAGAGAAGGCGAAGAAGAUCUACGAAGAGUUCAUCCAGACGGAAGCUCCUAAAGAGGUGAACAUCGACCACUUCACGAAGGACGUCACGGUGAAGAACCUGGUGGAGCCUUCGCUGAGCAGCUUCGACGUGGCGCAGAAGAGGGUCCACGCCCUGAUGGAGAAGGAUUCGCUGCCCCGCUUCGUGCGCUCCGAGCUCUACCAGGAGCUGAUCAAGUAACCGCGCGGCGGCCGUGAUGCCGCUCCGCACCCCACACCGCCGACCGACCUCCCCUUCACUGCUUCGCUCCCAGACGCCUGCACGGGGAGGGGGGGGCCGGGGUUGCCGCCGCGUCAGGCCCGCGUGGCUUUGGACGGUUACUGUGGAAAGCCCUCCUUCCCCAGCUUCUUCUUCCCACCCCGAUUCUUGCUUAAGCCCCCUCGGGACAUUGUAGUCAAACCCAGUCAGGUUCCCAGGAAAGCUCUGCCCAGGCAAGGGAGCAGGGGCAGGCGGGCGAGGCCCCGAACGGAGGCCUCUGGGUCAGGCGACAGGUCCCCACGCAGGGCGGACCGAGGACAGGGCGUGGGAGCCUGCUGCAGGCGAGGUGCUUUGGUCUCGUUUGCUGUUUCCGUUCUGACCCGGGGGCCCCACCUGCGUGACCGUUUCUGGCCUUGGCUGGUAAACGGUGGUGAGAAUUUUGGGAGGCAGCCACUGGCCCGUUUCUUAAGCAAAUCAUCGAAAAUAUUGACCUUCUCCUAGAGAAUCUUCACGUAGCCGGAGAUCACACACCAGACAUGCAGCCGUGAAUGUGUCGUGUUGACCUGUCUGCACACGAUUAAUAGUGGUUCCUCCUUUACCUCCCUCGGACACCCCACAAAGUUACCAAAGCCGGUACUAAAUCAGCCACCUAAGAUUGACAAUGGGCUAUUUUAUAAAAUGCACCUCCGGUACAUGGGCCCAAAGAUCCGCUGUUCCUGUUCUUAUAAAUUCGUGGGCGUAUAAAACUCUAAGAGUUCUAACGCCAGGGUGUAAAAACAGUAACCGUCUCUCACCUCCAAAUCUAGAGGGCUGGGGGCUAAAACGGGAAGUUCAUCAACCAAAACGCUGAACGAUCCCGUGACGCUGUGUGUUCCGUGACGGCGGUCUCGGAAACACGGAAUCAUCGGGGGAAACACGGAUCUGACAGCACGUGCGGGCUUUCUAAGUGAGAGACGGCAGCAGAGGACUCCGCGCCCCGCAAACUAACCUGGUCGCCCGGCAACCCCAGUCUCCUCCCUGCUGCGCCCCCUGCUGCGCCCCCUGCAUUAGGAAAUUGUCCCCAGGGGCCCCCGCACCCCAACCUGCCUCGCGCGGCUCGCCGACUGCCAUGGCCUAGUGAUUAGUUAGCACUUUUAAUUCUGUACGUCACUAUCGUAAGUAUUGCUAAGGUGUAUUCUUAUCUUUAGUGGAUCUGAUUAGGUUAAGUCACCAUUUACCCGGUAUAGUCACGGGGAGAACCACAGUAACCCGUGGGCAAGGGUAGCCAAGAGGAGGCGGAUGCGUGAACUAAAAAGAAAGCGUUCUCGAGGAUGAAUAAAACCCUGAAAUGUUUCCGUGGAAGGUCACACGGCCUAGUCUCGGUUUCCUGGCUUCUUGUCCCCUCCACACACUCCUGGCCCCCCGAGUUAGUAGCCCGUUUACUCCGCUGUUUCCCAAGACUAAGGAGAGGGAAGCUGUUGCAUCCCAGUGUCCCUCAGGCAAAGGCGGAGGGUGUUUGCUGGGGGUUCCCCAUGCUUGUCACCUCACGGGCCGCCCCCUGUCCCGAGCCUUGGCGUCCGCUGCACAUUCUGCACGGGGACGGGACUGCGGGGUCCACGGCCAGCAACGGCGGGGGGGUCUGUCCACAUCUGCCACGGAGGCCUGCUCCAAGGGGACCCGGACACCGCGCCGCCAUGGACAGCGAGGCCCGGUCUCACCGCCCUCACCCCCUGCAUCCACGCAGCUGACCGCCCCGGGU